Ooceraea biroi (clonal raider ant) is the source of this 1585-nucleotide messenger RNA. RefSeq names its product cathepsin D (gene cathD). Gene Ontology annotation, molecular function: aspartic-type endopeptidase activity. The record is from RefSeq and is a predicted model, not a curated record. NCBI's taxonomy places the organism in Eukaryota, Metazoa, Arthropoda, Insecta, Hymenoptera, Formicidae. Gene Ontology annotation, biological process: proteolysis; cell death. Gene Ontology annotation, cellular component: lysosome.
CGAUAAACGUCGUCAGCGAGAGCGCUAGUGGUCAACGGGUGUUUGGUUUUAUGCGCGUUUAGCGACAAAGUGCGAAAACUUGACGUUUCAUGUUGAAUUCGUGAGCCCGUUGCAUCGGAGCAUCGUUUGUCGGAAAAUUCAGAAAUAUGUUUCGCGUCUUCGUGGCGAUCGCGGCACUCCUCGUGCUGGCCGAUGCGCAGCUGCAGAGAAUCUCACUGCACAAGACUGAUUCCAUACGCAAAGCCUUGAAGGAAGUUGGUACCGAGCUGCACCAGAUUCGUAUGCUCGAGGCUACCUCUCCUUCACCAGAACCUCUCUCCAACUAUCUAGACGCGCAAUAUUAUGGCGUUAUCAGUAUUGGAACUCCGCCACAGGAAUUCAAAGUAAUCUUCGACACCGGUUCCGCUAAUCUCUGGGUACCAUCCAAACAGUGCCACUACACCAACAUCGCUUGCCUGUUGCAUCACAAGUAUGAUAGCAGGAAAUCCAACACGUACAAGAAAAAUGGCACCGAGUUUGCUAUCCACUACGGCUCUGGCAGUCUAUCUGGAUUCUUAUCUACUGAUGUGGUGACCGUCGCUGGACUCAAUGUCCGGGAUCAAACGUUCGCGGAAGCGCUCAGCGAGCCGGGCCUGGCCUUCGUUGCCGCCAAGUUCGACGGUAUUCUGGGAAUGUCCUACUCAACGAUAUCUGUCGACGGGGUGACCCCAGUGUUCUACAACAUGGUCAAGCAACAGCUGGUGCCACAAGCUAUCUUCAGCUUUUACCUGAACCGAGAUCCUUCGGCCAAGGUGGGUGGCGAGAUGAUACUGGGCGGUUCCGAUCCCGAGCAUUACGAGGGCGAGUUCACCUACGUCCCCGUUACCCGCAAAGGAUACUGGCAAAUUACCAUGGACGGAAUUAAAGUAAGUGGCAAGAAGUUCUGCGCGUCUGGCUGUCAAGCCAUCGCCGAUACCGGCACCUCUCUGAUAGCUGGACCGACCGAGGAUAUCGCGGCUAUCAACUCGGAAAUUGGAGCUACCACUAUCAUAGGUGGUGAAGCCAUGGUGGAUUGCAGUCUGAUUCCUCAAUUGCCCAUGAUCAAUUUCGUCUUUGGCGGUAAGUCGUUCAGCCUAAGUGGCGAGGAUUACAUCCUUCAAAUUAAACAGUUCGGCAAGAAGAUCUGCAUGAGUGGUUUCAUGGGUAUGGAUAUACCUCCACCGAACGGACCACUGUGGAUUCUGGGUGACGUGUUCAUCGGCCGUUACUACACCGAAUUCGAUAUGGAGAACGACAGAGUGGGAUUCGCGCCGGCAAAAUAGAGGCUUUUUCCUUGUUUCUCGCUAUAGACAUUAGACAAAAUAAUUUCGCGAAUGAUAAAAUUUCUCUAGGAUUUCUCCGCCUUAUUGCCUUGUAAUUCGUGAUGAUUCUGCGUGCGAGUGUAUCGUUAUACGUUUGUGAUAUAUCUUAGAUGAUUAGACCGAAGAUAUAUGUGAUAUUUCCAAUGAGAAUUCUGUAUAUCUUUUCCUCAGCAUUAAUACUGUAUUACAAGGUACGAUUUUUCUGGAUAAACUAAGUUUGUUAAUAAAACGCAUUGUUUUCAUAC